Messenger RNA from Gavialis gangeticus (Gharial), 822 nucleotides. RefSeq names its product SLAM family member 5-like. Lineage: Eukaryota; Metazoa; Chordata; Crocodylia; Gavialidae. The transcript has 3 exons. The record is from RefSeq and is a predicted model, not a curated record. Gene Ontology annotation, biological process: T cell activation. The coding region runs from base 51 to 818 and encodes 255 amino acids. Gene Ontology annotation, cellular component: external side of plasma membrane.
GUGGUGGGAGGAAGUGAGAACUACAAGCACACAGCACAGAGCGUGCAGCAAUGGAGCUGUGCCGACAUUUCUGGUUUGGCUUUCUGUUAUGCAUAGCAGGUGCAGGAUGGUGGGGAGCAGGUUCAAAGACAGCCCUGACAGAGCUGGUCAGGACCCUGGGGGACACGGUCACGUUUCCUCUCGACAUCCCGGCGGGGGAGACAUUGGAUAACAUUGGCUGGACGAUUGGCACAAGGAGUCUAGCAAUUGUGGUACCAGGAGACCCCCCGAGCGUGGUUGUGUCAGACAGGCGCUAUAGGGGCCGCCUGCGUGUCCCCAACAACGGCCUCUCGCUGCAAAUCACGGACCUGAGGCCGGAGGACGGUGGCUCCUACACAGCUACAGUCAGCAUGGAUAAGACCCAGUUUACCCGGGUCUUCACACUGCGGGUCUACGAGCGGCUGCCCCAGCCCACGAUUCACUGCGAUGCCCAGAGCUGUGCGAAUGAGCUCUGUAACAUCACCCUGAGCUGCACCGUCCCCAGCAGAGGCGACAACGUGACCUACAGCUGGAUCCCCCCACAGCCCCCCAAUACGACUGCUCGAGGAUCCACCGUGGUCAUCUCUCACCCAGAUCUUCCAGUAAACGUCACGUGCACAGUGCACAACCCCGUCAGCAACAGCUCCACCACGGCCUCAGUCGAGGCCCUUUGUGCAGGUAACUCCUUGUAUAUCAGACUUCUUUUUUUCUUUUUUAAAGUGCAGGACAUCCACAGAAGCAUCCACAAAGUCAAAAGCCCAAUCUCCAAGCUGCCAUGCUCAGAUCUUCCCAGGCAAUAGCAGA